AUGGCUCACUCUCACGAAGGUGGCGCUAGCCACUCCCACGAAGAUCCUUUCAACGGUCAUGGUCACUCUCACGAUAUCCUGGAUGGCCCAGGCUCAUACGCCAACCGCGAGAUGCCGCUGAUCGAGGGCCGAGACUGGAAGGAUCGUGCCUUCACCAUCGGUAUUGGAGGACCCGUCGGCUCCGGUAAAACAGCUCUCAUGCUCGCCCUAUCCCGCGCCCUCCGCGACGAAUACAACAUUGCAGCCGUCACAAACGACAUCUUCACCCGCGAAGACGCCGAGUUCCUCACUCGCCACAAGGCCCUCGCCCCCAACCGCAUCCGCGCCAUCGAAACCGGCGGUUGUCCCCACGCCGCUGUCCGCGAGGACAUCAGCGCAAACCUGCUCGCCCUGCAGACCCUGCAGAAGCAGUUCUCCACCGAUUUGCUCCUGAUCGAGUCUGGCGGUGACAACCUCGCUGCCAACUACAGUCGCGAGCUGGCUGAUUUCAUCAUCUACGUUAUUGAUGUUGCUGGUGGUGACAAGGUGCCCCGGAAGGGUGGACCCGGUAUCACUGGUAGUGAUUUGUUGAUUGUGAAUAAGAUUGAUCUGGCGCAGGCUGUCGGUGCCGAUUUGAAGGUUAUGGAGCGCGAUGCGGCUAAGAUGCGCGAGGGUGGCCCGACUGUCUUUGCCGUUGUCAAGGAGGGCAAGGGCAUGGACCAUAUUAUUAACUUGAUUAUUAGCGCUUGGAAGGGCAGUGGUGCUUAUGAGCUUAGCCUGCAGCGCUGGAAGGAGGGUGCCCCGCGUGGUUCGGGCAGUAUUGAUGAGUAG
Molecule: messenger RNA, 810 nt
Organism: Penicillium verhagenii
Lineage: Eukaryota; Fungi; Ascomycota; Eurotiomycetes; Eurotiales; Aspergillaceae
Product: urease accessory protein UreG
Exons: 2
Coding region: 1-810 (269 amino acids)
Molecular function (GO): nickel cation binding; GTPase activity
Source: RefSeq, a predicted model, not a curated record